Tribolium madens (black flour beetle) is the source of this 2753-nucleotide messenger RNA. RefSeq lists its product as uncharacterized. NCBI's taxonomy places the organism in Eukaryota, Metazoa, Arthropoda, Insecta, Coleoptera, Tenebrionidae. Bases 904 to 2226 code for a protein of 440 amino acids. The record is from RefSeq and is a predicted model, not a curated record. The transcript is spliced from 6 exons.
AGUAAUUGUAGAAACAGAGCAUAGGCUGUAAACAAUUGCUUUGAAAGACAAAAAUUGAUGAAACUAUUGUCGUGUCACACCUUUAUUACUUCGUCAUUCUUUAGAUGAAUAGUUUUUAUAGUUAUGUACCUACAGUGUAAAGAAACAAUGGUAUAGUUAAUAAGAAUUGUAAAAAUUUUCAGUAAAAGAUAAAAAAAUCCUUUACCUCCUUUCAAAUAACCCAGUUCUUUAACAGUUAUUCACUUUAGCCUUUGCUCGAUCAGAAGAAAAUCGAUAAACAUUUAGAUCCUUUUAAUCAUUUGUAACGACCUAGUUGACCGUCCUCGAAAUUUGUGGUUAAAUAACUGGGAGCUGUCUAUUAAAGUAUUGAUUCGGCAAAUGAAAGAUGCAAACAUCGAAAACCUUUUAACAAUUUUAAAUCAAAACAAAAAUUUGAGGACAGCUUUGGAAGCACCAACGAGUUUUAAAAGGUACUUCAAUUUGGACAAGAAGUUUUUUACUCGACGCGUUCUUCACCUAAUUUUAAAGUAGGUUUAACUGGGAUUUGGCAAAAACAAAGAAAUCGUUGUUUUUGGCGCAGAGGGCGUAACUGGACCUUCACAAACAAACGGAGGAACUGUAUAGUGGAGUACGUAACAGUACUGAAGACUUGGUUCUUGUAGCGUAGCGGGGCGGAACAGAACUCUAGCAAACACGCGGAACUACUGUUCGUCUCAGUUAUUGCAUGUCUUUGAACAGGUAGCUGUUUAAUAAGUUCACGAUCGCGAAUUCAUUCAUUACAUCCUUAAGACUACUAUCGACUUUUCACACGCAUUGGUUAGAGCGUUGUUCAGUUUGAGCUGUUGAUUGACUACUGCCACUGUCUAGUGAGGAACUAUCCGGUGUAGUGUUUAGUGAUAGAAAAUGCAAGACAUUGAAAGGCAUUUUCAAACUAGGAUUACUACGUUAUUUGUGCUUUUAAUACAAAUUGUAUUCACAUCAACGCAAGACUAUGAGGUGACAGAAAUUCAGUGCACAUUCGCCAGCGGCAAUAGCAUAGGCACUCGAGACUCAAUCAUAGCGAAAUUAAGAAAACCCGACGGCUUUAAAGGAAAUCCUCUCUUCGCAGACGACCGAGGAGUUGACCCGGAAACAGACCACGUCUGCCAGAUAAAACCUGAUCUCACAGAUCCCACUGGCUUAAAGUAUAAUCUCAAAAUCACAGAUUUUAGCAGAUGUGGUGUUCUGAAACGUAACGGAUUUGUCCAUGUUAGGGUAUGGUUUCCCCAGUUUGCCGGUGUGGUGAUGCAAUCGGAUCAAGAACUUAUUAUUAUGUGCAAGCCGCCGGAACCAACUGUUAUUGAAAACAAGGCAGCUGGUUUUGCUGGUAGUUUUCCUCACGGAGCACGAGUGUCAGGAGUAGUAGAAGAAACUCCUGGUCGUCUGGAAUACGAAGUAGCUCUAUACAAAGAAGCUCCAGCCAGAGUUAGCAAUGCAACAAAUAAUGAACUUCCAGUAGAUCAAGCAGUACCUAUUGGAACUAAGCUUCAACUACGAGCCCGCAUCAGUCCUGAAUCUGCUUGGAAGUAUGUCAAGUUGAUGGAGGUGACCGUCAGUCCAGACCCUGAUGACCCGCAUAUGAUUGGAAGUGUUGCACUCGUCAAAGAUGGCUGUCGCAACCGCGACUUCGCCUCGAUCAUCCCCCACCAGCCAGCCCGUUAUCGCGAACGCCACAACGAAGUUUUCCUCGACUUCGAAGCCUUCCUCCUUAGCACGAUGAAAGAACGCUCGACUCUCUGGAUCCACUCCCAAAUAAAAGCUUGCAUGGAUCCAGCCGACUGUCAACCCGACUUCUGCUUAGACUUAUUCGAACCUUCAGGACACGGACGAAAGCGUCGUGACGUAGAAGCCAUCGAAGCCCCUGAACUCCCCUCAGAUUUGCAAAAGCACAACGCCACCAUCCAGUACACGAAAAUUAAGGAGAAUCUCGAAUACACCGUGUUGAUGCCUGGAGAGUUCUACCAUCGAACCGCAGCAAUGGAAAGCUCGUGUAGUACUUUUUUAGCAGUUGCUGCAAUUUUAGGUUGUUUGUUGUUUCUGUCUGCGUUUGUUAUGUGUUGGUUGGCGUCCAGGUUACACUCGGCGCUCAUAGGGACUGUUAAUACGAGUAAAAAUAUUGACGAGUUGGUAAGGGAGAGUCGACAUUAUUCGGAGUCGGGGUAUACAGGACGAGCCACAACGCAAUGAAAUUUAGAACGGGUUAGCACUUUUUAAUUUAAACCAAAAAACGUAGCGAGUAAGUUCCUAAAGUAACUAGAAUUUCCAGCUCUCAAAUCCUGGAACAAUACAUUUUUAUCAAACAUUUCAGACUGACUUCUAAAGUACAUAAUAACUACUAGUUUUUCAAAAUAUUUAUUAUUUAUUUAUUUAUUUAUACGUAAAUUAUUUAUUAUGAAUAGCUAUUUCAUUUGUAUCUGUUAUGGUAGGAACAAAGUAAUUAAAAAAUCUUUUAAGCACAACUUACACUUUAUAAAUAAUAAUUGUAUGAAAUAUCUUUAAAAGUGUGUGAAUAAAUAAUGUAUUACAAUAUACAGAAUGAACACAAACUUAAAAGUAUGAUUUAAUCUUUCUAAAAUAAGGUAAAAUGCUACAAUUUUUUAAGUUUCUUUUUAUUUUCGAAUUUUACAUUUUAACAACCUACAAUAAAAACUGUACUGUAUUAUUAUCAAUAAAUAAUGUAUAAUUAAAAAAAGAUUAAAAAUAACCGUGUUUUU